This is a messenger RNA of Marmota monax (woodchuck), 5339 nucleotides long. It is a transcript of the gene Dnmt1, whose product is annotated as DNA methyltransferase 1. Gene Ontology annotation, molecular function: DNA (cytosine-5-)-methyltransferase activity; chromatin binding; zinc ion binding. The coding region runs from base 147 to 5021 and encodes 1624 amino acids. The transcript is spliced from 40 exons. Gene Ontology annotation, cellular component: nucleus. Lineage: Eukaryota; Metazoa; Chordata; Mammalia; Rodentia; Sciuridae. The record is from RefSeq and is a predicted model, not a curated record.
CUGCCCGCAUAUGGUACGUCCUUCCUUCCCCCGUGCCCCGUGCAAGGGUGGUACGCGCUGCCUCCGCUCGCCGCCCCUCCCCGUCAGUUUCCGCGCGAAAAGCUGGGGCUGUCUGCUCUGCUGCCGCGUCUGCUGCAGUCUCCGAGAUGCCGGCCCGCACCGCCCCAGCCCGGGUGCCCGCGCUGGCCAUCCCGGCCAUCUCCCUGCCUGACGAUGUCCGCAGGCGGCUCAAAGACUUGGAAAGAGACAGCUUAACGGAAAAGGAGUGUGUGAAGGAGAAAUUGAAUCUCUUGCAUGAAUUUCUGCAAACAGAAAUAAAGAAUCAGUUAUGUGAUUUGGAAACCAAAUUACAUAAAGAAGAAUUAUCUGAGGAGGGCUACCUGGCUAAAGUCAAAUCCCUUUUAAAUAAAGAUUUGUCCUUGGAGAACGGAGCUCAUACUGUCAGUCGAGAAACGAACGGCCAUCUAGAAAACGGGAGCCAAGGAAGCCGUGCAGACAGGAGAGUGAAAAUGUCAGAACCAAACGCCCCCAAAUCCGGUUCCAAACCUCGUGGACCCAGAAGAAGCAAGUCUGAUAGCGAGACUAAGGCUGAAGCUUCAUCUAGUCCCAUGGUUACGAGGAGAACGACCAGGCAGACCACCAUCACAUCUCAUUUUACAAAAGGCCCUGCUAAACGGAAACCUGAGGAAGAACCUGAAAGAACAAAUUCAGAUGACUCUGAGGAAGACAAAGACCAGGAAGAGAAGAGACGUUUACAGGAAGAGAAGAGACGUAGAGUUACAGCCACUGAAUCAGUUGCUGAACCUACUGCAACAGAACCGGAAACAGUGACACCAGGAACACAUACUGACACUGAAGAGGAAGAGAGAGAAGGAGAAGAGAGGAGACUCAGAAGUCAAACCAAAGAACCAACACCUAUACCGAAACUGGAGGAGGAGCUGGAUGGAGAAGCCAGACCAGGGACUCACAAUGAAGCGGAAGGAGAUAAGCGAGUAAAGGAUGAAAGGAGGUCUAGAAGUCAAUCCAAAGACCUAGCUGCCAAACGGAGACCUGAUGAAAAAGAACCUGAGCGAGUAACUCCACAAAUGUCUGAGAGAGAUGAGGAUGAAAAGGAGGAAAAAAGACGAAAAACUACACCCAAAGAACCAGCUGAGAAAAAAAUGACUCGGAACAAAACCCUUUUGAACCCCAAGGUUCAGCCACCCAAGUGCAACGAAUGCGGGCAGUUCCUGGAUGAUGUUGACCUCAAGUAUGAGCAGCACCCCUCUGAUGCGCUGGAAGAGCCCCAGAUGUUGACAAAUGAGAAACUGUCCAUCUUUGAUGAAAAUGGAUCUGGCUUUGGGAGUUACGAAGAUCUUCCCCAACACAAACUGACGUACUUCAGUGUGUACUGUAAGCGAGGUCACCUGUGCCCGAUUGACACUGGCCUCAUCGAGAAGAACGUGGAGCUUCUCUUUUCUGGUACAGCAAAACCAAUCUAUGAAGAUAAUCCGUCUCUUGAAGGUGGUGUUAAUGGCAAGAAUCUUGGCCCCAUUAAUGAAUGGUGGAUCACUGGCUUUGAUGGAGGUGAAAAGGCACUCAUCGGCUUCAGCACCUCGUUUGCCGAAUACAUUCUGAUGGAACCCAGCCCAGAGUAUGCCCCAAUAUUUGGGCUGAUGCAGGAGAAAAUCUACAUCAGCAAGAUAGUAGUGGAAUUCCUCCAGGGCAACCCUGAUGCGACCUAUGAAGACCUGAUCAACAAGAUUGAGACCACGGUUCCCCCAUCUACAAUCAACUUGAAUCGGUUCACAGAGGAUUCUCUCCUUCGACACGCCCAGUUUGUGGUGAGCCAGGUAGAGAGUUAUGAUGACGCCAAGGACAGUGACGAGCAGCCCAUCUUCCUGACCCCCUGUAUGAGAGACCUCAUCAAGUUGGCAGGGGUCACCCUGGGACAAAGACGCUUCUCCCUUAGGCGAGCCGAAAGACGUCAGACCAUCAGGCAUCCUGCCAAGGAGAAGGAUAAAGGACCCACAAAAGCCACCACCACCAAACUAGUCUACCAGAUCUUUGACACUUUCUUCGCAGAGCAGAUUGAAAAGGAUGACAGGGAGGACAAAGAGAAUGCCUUUAAACGCCGGCGGUGUGGAGUCUGCGAGGUUUGCCAACAGCCUGAGUGUGGAAAGUGCAAAGCCUGUAAGGACAUGGUUAAAUUUGGUGGCAGUGGACGGAGCAAGCAAGCUUGUCUAAAGAGGAGGUGUCCCAAUAUGGCAAUGAAGGAGGCAGAUGAUGAUGAAGAAGUUGACGACGACAUCCCAGAGGUGCCAUCACCCAAAAAAAUGCAUCAAGGGAAGAAAAAGAAACAGAACAAAGAUCGGAUCUCUUGGGUUGGGGAGGCCGUCAAGACUGAUGGGAAGAAGAGUUACUAUCGUCAGGUGUGCAUUGACGCGGAAACCCUGGAGGUGGGGGACUGUGUCUCUGUCAUUCCAGAUGACUCCUCAAAACCUCUGUAUCUAGCAAGGGUCACGGCACUGUGGGAGGACAACGGCAAUGGGCAGAUGUUCCACGCUCACUGGUUUUGUGCUGGGACAGACACGGUCCUUGGGGCCACAUCAGACCCCCUGGAGCUGUUCCUGGUGGAUGAGUGUGAGGACAUGCAGCUUUCCUACAUCCACAGCAAAGUCAAGGUCAUUCAUAAAGCUCCCUCGGAAAACUGGGCGAUGGAGGGAGGUAUGGAUCCGGAGUCCAUGCUGCCAGGGGACCAUGAUGAUGGAAAGACCUAUUUCUACCAGUUCUGGUACGAUCAAGACUAUGCAAGAUUUGAGUCCCCUCCCAAGACCCAGCCAACAGAGGACAACAAGUUCAAGUUCUGUGCAAGCUGUGCCCGACUGGCCGAAAUGAGGCAGAAAGAAAUUCCCAGGGCUCUGGAGCAGCUUGUCGACCUGGACAGCAAAAUUCUCUACAGCUCUGCCACCAAGAAUGGCAUCCUGUAUAGGGUGGGCGAUGGCGUGUACCUGCUUCCUGAGGCCUUCACAUUCAACAUCAAGCUGUCCAGCCCUGUGAAACGCCCAAAGAAGGAGCCUGUGGAUGAGGAUCUAUACCCAGAGCACUACCGAAAGUACUCUGACUACAUCAAAGGCAGCAACCUGGAUGCCCCCGAGCCCUACCGGAUUGGCCGGAUAAAAGAGAUCUUCUGUGCCAAGAAAACCAAUGGCAAGCCCAAUGAGUCAGACAUCAAGAUCAGGCUGAACAAGUUCUACAGGCCCGAGAACACCCACAAGUCCACCUCAGCGAGCUACCAUGCGGACAUCAACCUGCUCUACUGGAGUGACGAGGAGGCCGUAGUGGACUUCCAGGCCGUGCAGGGCCGCUGCACCGUGGAGUACGGGGAGGACCUGCCGGAGUGCCUGCAGGAGUACUCGGAGGGCGGCCCCGACCGCUUCUACUUCUUGGAGGCCUAUAAUGCAAAGACCAAAAGCUUUGAAGAUCCUCCAAAUCAUGCCCGUAGCCCUGGGAAUAAAGGAAAAGGGAAGGGGAAAGGGAAAGGCAAGACGAAGUCUCAGGCCUCUGAGCCGAGUGAACCAGAGACAGCAAUAAAACUGCCCAAGCUGCGGACCCUGGACGUGUUUUCUGGCUGUGGGGGGUUGUCGGAAGGGUUCCACCAAGCAGGCGUCUCCGAGACUCUGUGGGCCAUUGAAAUGUGGGAUCCCGCGGCGCAGGCGUUCCGGCUGAACAACCCCCGCUCCACGGUGUUCACAGAGGACUGCAAUGUCCUGCUCAAGCUGGUUAUGGCCGGGGAGAAGACCAACAGCCGUGGCCAAAGGCUGCCCCAGAAGGGCGACGUGGAGAUGCUGUGUGGCGGGCCCCCCUGCCAAGGCUUUAGCGGCAUGAACCGCUUCAACUCUCGUACCUACUCAAAGUUCAAAAACUCCUUAGUGGUCUCCUUCCUCAGCUACUGUGACUACUACCGGCCCCGGUUCUUCCUUUUGGAAAACGUCAGGAACUUCGUCUCCUUCAAGCGCUCUAUGGUGCUGAAGCUCACCCUCCGCUGCCUUGUCUGCAUGGGCUACCAGUGUACCUUUGGCGUGCUGCAGGCUGGUCAGUAUGGUGUGGCCCAGACCCGGAGGCGGGCCAUCAUCCUGGCUGCGGCCCCUGGAGAGAAACUCCCCCUGUUCCCAGAGCCCCUGCAUGUGUUUGCACCCCGUGCCUGCCAGCUGAGUGUCGCGGUGGAUGAUAAGAAGUUUGUCAGCAACAUCACCAGGUUGAGCUCAGGUCCGUUCCGAACCAUCACGGUGCGGGACACGAUGUCGGACCUCCCUGAGAUCCGGAACGGGGCCUCGGCGCAGGAGAUCUCCUAUAACGGGGAGCCUCAGUCCUGGUUCCAGAGGCAGCUUCGGGGCUCGCACUACCAGCCCAUCCUCAGGGACCACAUCUGUAAGGACAUGAGCGCAUUGGUGGCCGCCCGUAUGCGUCACAUCCCCCUGGCCCCGGGCUCAGACUGGCGCGAUCUGCCCAACAUUGAGGUGCAACUCACUGACGGCACCCUGGCCAAGAAACUGCGCUACACCUACCACGACAAGAAGAACGGCCGCAGCAGCUCCGGCGCCCUGCGUGGAGUCUGCUCCUGUGUGGAAGCAGGUAAAGCCUGUGACCCCUCCGCCAGACAGUUUAACACCCUCAUCCCCUGGUGCCUGCCCCACACCGGAAACAGGCACAACCACUGGGCCGGCCUGUACGGACGGCUUGAGUGGGACGGCUUCUUCAGCACAACUGUCACCAACCCCGAGCCUAUGGGCAAGCAGGGACGUGUGCUUCACCCCGAGCAGCACCGCGUGGUGAGUGUGCGGGAGUGUGCCCGCUCCCAGGGCUUCCCUGACACCUACCGGCUGUUUGGCAACAUCCUGGACAGGCACCGACAGGUGGGUAAUGCUGUGCCACCUCCCCUGGCCAAAGCCAUUGGCUUGGAGAUCAAGCUCUGUAUGUUGGCCAAAGCUCAAGAGAGUGCCUCAGCUAAAGCAAAGGAAGAGGUGGCUGCUAAGGACUAGCUUCACCCUCCAUCACUCUUUUUUCUGGCACCAGGAAUCCCCAACAUGCACUGAUGUUGUAUUUUUAACAUGUUUAAAUCUGUCAGUUCAGAUGUGUUGUACACAGUGUUUGUGGCCUUGGCUGACAUGAAGCUGUUCUGUGAGGUUUGCUGAACUAAUGACUUAGUGAUCAAACUGUGCAGUUCUUUGUGCAUUCUGGAUUUUAAAAGUUUUUUAUUAUGCAUUAUAUCAAAUUACCACUGUACAAGUGGAAAUUAAGACUUUAUGUAGUUUUUAUAUGUUGUAAUAUUUCUUCAAAUAAAUCUCUCCUAUAAAUCA